Messenger RNA from Oryzias latipes (Japanese medaka), 1192 nucleotides. It is a transcript of the gene slc25a21, whose product is annotated as solute carrier family 25 member 21. The record is from RefSeq and is a predicted model, not a curated record. NCBI's taxonomy places the organism in Eukaryota, Metazoa, Chordata, Actinopteri, Beloniformes, Adrianichthyidae.
CAUUCCGCACAGAGGACGCCGCAGAAGUUAAAAAUGUCAAACAUUAAUGUCUAAAUCCUAGUUUUCAUCUGCACACAUCUGUUUGCACAUUUCUAACAGGACUUCAGUCGCGUGCAUCCGGGCACGCGGACUCGUAUCACUGCUGCUCUCUGGGGCGCGUGCAGAGGCGCGAAGCACCGUCUGACACGGACAGGCCCGCGCCGCGGAACCGGACAGCAGGAACAUUUCCGGGCACAGAUGUCAGGCACGAGGCCCCGGAGCAUGCUCCGUGAAGCUUCUCAUCAGAUCAUCGCGGGCGGAUCUGCAGGUCUGGUGGAGAUCUGCCUGAUGCAUCCGCUGGACGUGGUGAAAACAAGGUUUCAGAUCCAGAGAGGAGGCGCUGACCCCAGCAGCUACAGGAGCCUGUCGGACUGCUUCAGGACCGUUUUACGAACAGAAGGAUUUUUUGGCUUCUACAAGGGAAUCCUGCCUCCAAUUUUGGCUGAGACUCCAAAGAGAGCAGUCAAGUUCUUCACCUUUGAGCAGUACAAGAAGCUCCUGGCUUUGACCCCCCUGUCUCCGGGUUUGGCGCUGUCUGCAGCGGGGCUGGGCUCAGGUUUAACGGAGGCCGUCGUCGUCAACCCGUUUGAAGUGGUGAAGGUCGGUCUCCAAGCCAACAGGGACUCCUUCAAAGAGCAACCGUCCGCCUUCGCACAAGCCCGGCGCAUCAUCCAGGUGGACGGGUGGGGGCUGAGGGGCCUGAACAAAGGGUUAACCUCCACGCUGGGACGCCAUGGAGUUUUCAACAUGAUCUACUUUGGCUUCUACUUCAACGUGAAGGACGCCGUUCCUCCCAGCCCGGACGCCACGCUGGAGUUCCUGAGGAAGUUCACCAUCGGCCUCCUGUCAGGAACCAUCUCCUCCUGCGUCAACAUUCCCUUCGACGUGGCCAAGAGCCGCAUCCAGGGCCCCCAGCCCCAGCCGGGGCAGAUCAAGUACCGCACCUGCCUCCAGACCAUGGCUCUGGUGUACCGCGAAGAGGGGUUCUUGGCGCUCUACAAGGGCCUCGUUCCCAAGAUAAUGAGACUCGGACCAGGCGGAGCCGUGAUGCUGCUGGUGUAUGAAUACAUGUCAGGAUGGCUGCAGACACACUGGUAACACUCAGGGGGGGUCACAGAGCGGGUUUUUCUAAUAAAGGAAAACGUUUGAAAUA